AAAUUAAAAAACCAAAAACAAAAAACAAAAAAAAGCUUCUUGUCUUAUUGAAAACUGGCGGUUAAUUUUUCAGUGUCCGUUUGACUGCGGCAGCAGAGCACCGGAGGCAGUCAGCCGAUUGAUGGCGGGGCCAUUGGUGAAUCCCAGGCUUCGCAGCCUUCUAUGGUGGCGAAGGUGGGCCAAAAAGGACUGGGCAAUCGCCGCCGUCGGAUGUACCGUUAUCGCCUUCGCUCUCACUCUCCUCUCCAACUCUUGGCGCGACGAACCAGACUCCGAAAUCUCCCGCCCGUUUCUUCCCAACGCCGCCGCCUUCGAUUUCGUCGACUUGACCUUGCUGCGCAACGCCAAAGAUAGAGGCGCCCUUUGUUUGGACGGGACUGCCCCUGGCUACCAUUUCAGGAAGGGAUUCGGAUCCGGCGCCAACAAUUGGCUGCUUCACAUUGAGGGUGGAGGUUGGUGCAAUUCGAUUGAAUCGUGUUCUUGGCGCAAAGGUACUCUACUAGGGUCUUCUAAUUACAUGGAUCGUCGAGUUCCCUUUUCUGGGAUUUUGAGCUCUCAUCCAUCACAAAAUCCUGAAUUCUUUAACUGGAACAAAGUCAAAAUCAGAUACUGUGAUGGCGCGUCCUUUGCUGGCCACCCGGAAAAUGAGCCUAAGAAUGGAUCAGGACCUUUUUUUAGGGGCCAGCUCAUCUGGGAAGCAGUUAUGGAUGAACUCUUGUCAAUUGGCUUGUCAAAAGGGAAACAGGCCCUUCUUUCAGGAUGCUCUGCCGGUGGGUUAGCGACUCUUAUACAUUGUGAUGACUUUCGACAUCUUCUGCCUAAGGAUGCAACUGUCAAAUGUCUUGCUGAUGCAGGUUUUUUCCUUGAUGAGGAAGAUGUUCUCCAGCAUCGGACGAUGAGGUCUUUCUAUAAUGAUGUUGCCAUCCUUCAGGGUUUAUCAAAAAGUUUGCACAAGGAUUGCCUUUUGAGGAUGGAACCAGCUAAGUGUCUCUUUCCUGAAGAAGUUAUUAAACACAUCAAUACCCCAGUGUUUCUUGUCAACCCAGCUUAUGAUUUUUGGCAGGUACAACAUAUCUUGAUACCUGAAGCAGCAGAUCCACAUGGCUAUUGGAGAAAGUGUAAACUGAACAUUCACAAUUGCAAUCCCAGCCAGCUUAAAACACUACAUGGUUUCCGUGAUUCUAUGCUGAAAGCACUGACUGAAUUCCAAAAAAAUACGGAAGGAGGAAUGUUUAUAAAUUCAUGUUAUAUUCAUUGCCAGACGUGGAUAACCGAGACAUGGCAUUCACCCACUUCUCCACGAAUAAACAAUAAGAAAUCUUCCCCUAUUGUUUAUGCUCCUAUCCCUGUAGACAUUGAGAAGGAAGGUGUCUAUCAAUCACGAAAAGAAAAUAGAGACAAGGUGUGAAGAAAACGGAAUAACAGUUUAUACUUGCCAUCAUGUUACAAGUUUUUUAUAUAGAGGAGAGAAACACUUUUUAAUAUGAUGUUCUAUGUGCUUUCAAUGUAGUAAUUGUUCUUUGUGAUGUAAACAUGUAUCCCGUGGAUAUCUUUUGUACUUUGCUUUCCAGAAAAAGAUUUAGCAACGAAAAUACGGAGACUGGAGACAAGAUGAAAGUUUAAGGAUCUUCCUCCCCUUUGCUUGUUUGCUCACUUUCCUUGAGGUUUUCGAAAUAUACAUAUAUAUGUAUAUGUAUAUAUACGUUGUUUUCUUAUAAAUGUUUCUGUUCAUGCAACUGAGUGCCUAAAUACCACGAGUUUGGCAUUACGGCAUCAAAAUCUGCUCAUCAUUUUUGUUUGAAAAAAAAAUGGUCCUCUGUCAUUUUUCAUACUGAACUUGUCAUCUGA
Malus domestica (apple) is the source of this 1848-nucleotide messenger RNA. Its product is annotated as pectin acetylesterase 5-like. The record is from RefSeq and is a predicted model, not a curated record. Gene Ontology annotation, biological process: cell wall organization. Gene Ontology annotation, molecular function: pectin acetylesterase activity. NCBI's taxonomy places the organism in Eukaryota, Viridiplantae, Streptophyta, Magnoliopsida, Rosales, Rosaceae. Gene Ontology annotation, cellular component: plant-type cell wall.